AUAGUGACCAAUUUUGUUUUGAUUUCCUAAUAUUAUAUCUUAUAUAUCAGCUACAUGGAAGCAGGAAACAGAACAGGAGUUUCAGAGUUUAUCCUCCUUGGGUUCUCUGAGGACCCAGAACUGCAGCCCCUCAUAUUUGGGCUGUUCCUGUCCAUGUACUUGGUCACUGUGCUUGGCAACCUGCUCAUCAUCUUGGCUAUCAUUUUUGACUCCCACCUCCACACCCCCAUGUACUUCUUCCUCUCAAACCUGUCCUUGGUUGACAUCUGUUUCAGCACCAGCAUAGUCCCCAAGAUGCUACUGAGCAUCCGCACAGAGAACAAAGCCAUCUCCUACAUGGACUGCCUCACUCAGGUGUAUUUUUCCAUGCUUUUUCCUAUCCUGGACACUCUGCUCCUGACUGCCAUGGCCUAUGACCGAUUUGUGGCCAUCUGUCAUCCCCUGCACUACACGGUCAUCAUGAACCCACACCUCUGUAGUUGGCUGGUUUUUAUUACCUGGCUCAUUGGUGUCCUGACAUCCCUCCUUCACAUUUGUCUGAUGAAGCACCUGACCUUCUGUAGAGAUCUUGAAAUUCCACAUUUCUUCUGUGAACUGACACACAUUCUUGAAUUGGCCUGCUCUGAUACCUUCCUGAACUGGACUUUGAUAUAUUUUAUGACUGGUGUGCUGGGUGUUUUCCCCCUCAUCGGGAUUCUUUUCUCCUACUCACGAAUUGCUUUAUCCAUAAGGAAGAUGUCCUCAUCUGGGGGAAAGCAAAAAGCAUUUUCCACCUGUGGGUCUCACCUCUCAGUUGUUUCUUUAUUUUAUGGGACAGGGGUGGGGGUCCAUUUCACUUCUGCAGUGACUCACUCCCCCCAGAAAGUCUCAGUGGCCUCUGUGAUGUACAGCGUGGUGACCCCCAUGUUGAACCCCUUCAUCUACAGCCUGAGGAACAAGGAUGUGAAGGGAACCCUCAGAAGGCUCCUCAACAGAACAACCUCUUGUUUGCGAUAA
Molecule: messenger RNA, 996 nt
Organism: Budorcas taxicolor (takin)
Lineage: Eukaryota; Metazoa; Chordata; Mammalia; Artiodactyla; Bovidae
Product: olfactory receptor 7D2
Exons: 2
Coding region: 55-996 (313 amino acids)
Biological process (GO): G protein-coupled receptor signaling pathway
Cellular component (GO): membrane
Molecular function (GO): olfactory receptor activity; G protein-coupled receptor activity
Source: RefSeq, a predicted model, not a curated record